AUGGCUGCACUCAGAGCGUCCUACCACAGGAUCUUGGACAGGAUCGAGCAUAUACUACCUGCCAAACUGAGACCUCUUUAUAAUCAUCCUGCUGGUCCAAAAACCAUUUUCUUCUGGGCUCCAGUGUUCAAAUGGGGUUUAGUUUUCGCUGGUAUGGCUGAUAUGGCAAGACCCGCAGAUAAAUUAAGUACUUCUCAAUCAGCAGUACUCACUGCAACAGGAUUGACCUGGUCCAGAUAUUCUUUAGUGAUCAUCCCCAAAAACUGGAAUCUCUUUGCCGUCAACUUUUUUGUUGGUACCGCAGGUGCUUCUCAGCUUUACAGGAUUUGGAGGCAUAACCAGGAUAUGAAGGCACAAGCAAAAGAGACCGAAGCCUAA
This is a messenger RNA of Knipowitschia caucasica, 378 nucleotides long. The record is from the annotation of a GenBank genome assembly. NCBI's taxonomy places the organism in Eukaryota, Metazoa, Chordata, Actinopteri, Gobiiformes, Gobiidae.